GGGCAAGUUGGUACCGUUCAUCUCCUUCCCUGAGUUCAUGCCUCUCUUCCUGACUUAUCAAAUCUCAACUGCUACUCCUAUCUUCAAUUAGUCCUCCUUCCCAAUUUGAAUCCAUUCCCACUCUAGAUUUCUGGGGCUGAUAGUUUGUACAUUGCAAAUUGAGCAUCUUCUAUUUGAUUGCUCCUUUAUGAGACUGUUGAUCCACAUUGGCAAUGGAGCACCUUCCUCUUGAAGUCAUUGGAAAUAUAUUGUCCAGGCUUAUUGGUGCUCGAGAUGUGGUGAUAGCCUCUACAACAUGUCGGAAAUGGCGAGAAGCUUGUCGGAAACACCUUCAUACGCUAUCAUUUAAUUCAAAUGAUUGGCCUGUUUAUCUUGACAUUACAACUAGAAGAUUAGAGAUCCUGAUUACUCAAACAAUAUUCCAAACCACGGGAUUGCAAGGUUUAUCCAUUUUGAUGGAUGAUGUUGAUGAGUUCUCAGCUUCAACUGUUAUUGCUUGGCUCAUGUAUACAAGAGAGACUUUGUGCCGGUUGUUCUAUAAUGUCAGGACUACCCCGAAUGUUAACAUUCUUGAAGUUUGUGGGAGGCAGAAGCUGGAAAUGUUGUUUCUAGCUAAUAAUUCUAUAACAGGUGUGGAACCUAAUUUUCAGAGAUUCCCUUGUUUGAAGACGCUUUCUCUAAGUCAUGUUAGCAUUUCAGCAUUGGAUUUGAGUCUUUUGCUCUCUGCAUGCCCCAAGCUUGAAAAUCUGGAUCUUGUCAGUCCUGACAUAGCAAUGUCAGAUGCACAGGUGACAGUGGAACUCAGCAACCCAACAUUGAAAAGCAUUUAUGUUGAAGCAACUAGUUUGGAUAAGUUUAUAUUGGAAGCAGAUAGUAUUGAGCGCUUGCACUUGAGGGACUGUGUCCUUGAACUUUUUGAACUCAUUGGAAAGGGUACUCUGAAGCAUUUCAAGAUUGAUGAUGUUAGUGUUAUACAUAUUGAUAUUGGUGAGACAGUUGAUAAUCUUGAGGUUGUAGAUGUGAGCAACUUCACAAUUGUUUGGCCAAAGUUCUAUCAGAUGAUAUCAAGAUCCUCCAAGUUGAAGAAGCUUCGUCUCUGGGAAGUGACUUUUGAUGAUGAAGAUGAGAUUGUGGAUUUGGAAGCAAUUGCUGUUUGUUUUCCACAGCUGAGCCAUCUGUCUUUAAGUUAUGAAUUGAAAGAUGGAGUUAUGCAUUAUGGUCUGCAAGGAUCUUCACCGUUGGAGAAUGUUACUGUGCUGGAGCUUGGAUGGACCGUAAUAAACGAUCUCUUCUCACAUUGGGUCAAGGAGCUGCUAAAGAGAUGCCCAAAUCUUCAAAAGUUGGUUAUUAAUGGUGUUGUUUCAGAAGCCAAGACCCAUGAAGAAUGCCAGAUAUUGGCCAAAUUCACCUCAUCCAUUGUGCACCUUAUGAGGAAAUAUAUGCAUGUUGAGGUGCAGUUUGAGUAUGAUUAAAUUUCUUUGAUUUUCCUUAGUUAAAUUCACGUUUUGGUCUAUCAUGAAAUGUAUAACCAAAUAGCAGGUCAGAUGUCAAUUUGACUAGAUUCAAGUUUUGAUUCAAUUAUCAACUGUAUAAAUAUGUUUGCAGUUGAAUUUUACAGGACUCCAGAAUGUUGAGGUGCAGCUUCAUUUAUUGAUUGUUGGAUCUCCUCCCUUGAUUGAGUAUUUGUAUUCUGUCGUAUGAUCUCUUUUAGUCUUUUCAUUUUUUAAAUUUUGUCUGUGGAUUAAGAUGUUAUGACUAUGGCUUUCUUUUGAUUCUGCAUUAUUCUCCCCCACUUUUCUUUUCUUUUGAAAAUUAGACAGGGAGUCUGUUUGAGAUUGUUGUGCAAUGUUCAGGCUGUUUCUGUGUUAUGCUAUCACAAAUUAUCAUUUCUUGUGUUAGUUGUUUCCCCUCUAGCCAUGUCAAACUUUGUUUUUAGAAAGAAAAUUGACAUACGAAA
This is a messenger RNA of Rubroshorea leprosula, 1957 nucleotides long. The record is from the annotation of a GenBank genome assembly. NCBI's taxonomy places the organism in Eukaryota, Viridiplantae, Streptophyta, Magnoliopsida, Malvales, Dipterocarpaceae.